Messenger RNA from Fusarium mangiferae, 1380 nucleotides. RefSeq lists its product as uncharacterized. NCBI's taxonomy places the organism in Eukaryota, Fungi, Ascomycota, Sordariomycetes, Hypocreales, Nectriaceae. The record is from RefSeq and is a predicted model, not a curated record. Bases 1 to 1380 code for a protein of 459 amino acids. The transcript has a single exon.
AUGCUUGCUGGCGGAGUUUAUAUGGAGGGUGGUUCGGGUCCACGAGUACGUGAGCUUUUUGCACUUGAAUGUGAGAAUGGGCCAUUCACCAGCUGUGGAAUUUACGUCUGGGGUGGUUCAGUGGUAUAUGUCGCACGACACCACAAAGCGAAACGACAAACGAAUCGCGAGUUUUAUGUCGUUCGCUUCCUGCCAGCCAGACUAAGCCGGACUAUGUACUUGUACCUUGUUUAUAUCCGGAGAUUGGCCAGUUUAUUGCGUCGAGAACAGGUUGGGUACUCGGAGGUCGCUCAGAAGGGCUCAGAGAAACGAAACGAACGGCUUCUCUUUCAUGUGAAUGGAAAGGCUUGGCCCACUUCUCGUCUUACAGAGAUCUUGGUGAAGGCCACUUCAAAAAUCUGGAACCAAGCUAUCAACGUCCGUUUGUAUCGCCAGCUUGCCAUCGCUAUUACAGAGAAGCACGUCCGUGAGGUACAUACCCCAUUCAAUAGGUACGAUGAUCUGAGCAGCGUCGCAGAUAGAAAUGCCGUUUUUGCGUGGCAAAGCGGACAUCGCCCAUUGCAACGGGAGACCACUUAUGGUCUUGACGGAGCCUAUCCGUUUCGACUCCAACCGGCACUCUUGCGUGCUUCUGAGUGGGCUUCAACUCGUUGGCAUGAUUUUCUGCACCAACCAAGCAAAAGAUGGUCGCUAUCUGGAAGCCAAAUGCCUAUAUCACUUCAAACAUCAAUGAAGCAGCGCAAGCGCAGUAUUGCAAAGACUUCGCAGGAUGCUCUGGCAUACCUAGAGGAGACGAAUUUAAAUAAGCGACGCAAGGUAGCGAGCAUAUCUGACUCUUUAGUGGAGCGAAAUCAAGAAGUUACUCUGGAGCUAGGACCGGAAUGCGAGAGUGAUGAGAGCUUCAGUUUGGCUAGUGACGGCUUCGGGGGUGUGAGCUCUCAACAUCUCCAGGCACGAAGCGAUUUGUGGAUAGAUAAGGUUCUCUGCGUGCUUCUUAAGCAUCAAGUCCUUAUAUGUCUUCUUUGCAGGGCUGCUGUCAAACCAGAUGGGGGCAUAGUAAGCCAUUUCCGGAGGGCCCACCAAUUCAAAGGUGUCGAACUCCAACAAAUCACGGCUUUCUGCGCCGGAAGGUCAUUUCAAGAUCCAUUCACGGUGCCACUGCCAAAGAAUGGGAGCAAACUUAUCCCAGAGCUUCCAAAAUGGAGGGCCUGCAGCUGCAAACACUGCAACUAUAUAACAAUAAAUCGCCAAAAUAUGUCAACUCACCUUACAAAACUUAAGCACCCAACUCAAGCGGAUGGCAAGCCGGAUUGGGUAUAUGUUGUCGUUCAAAUGUUCUCGAGGGUUAGGUAUAUACGAUUUCGGACUGUUGAAGAAUGA